Molecule: messenger RNA, 2010 nt
Organism: Poecilia reticulata (guppy)
Lineage: Eukaryota; Metazoa; Chordata; Actinopteri; Cyprinodontiformes; Poeciliidae
Product: protein ABHD15
Biological process (GO): lipid metabolic process
Molecular function (GO): short-chain carboxylesterase activity; monoacylglycerol lipase activity
Source: RefSeq, a predicted model, not a curated record
AGUGAUUAAACAUUUGCCAACCAACUGGGUGAAGAAUACAAAUAAAUAUGAAUCCAUGACAUUAAUGAGACCCGUUGAUGUUGUCUGUUUGCCUCUUCUGACUGACCUUGUAGUAAAUGAUUUAUGAAGAGAGGUGAAAGGGGAGUGGAGGAGGAGCUUUUCCUCUAGCUUUUCAGUCAUUGGGAACAUUUUUCAUUUCUUWACUUCUUUUUAGUUUCCUAAAAAGACAGACAGCUGAGCAUCAGUCACCUGUGAGUCUGGGUGAUGAGGAAAACUUCCCAGUGACAUCUCUUGUUUUUAUUCACCUAUGGAGUCAUACGUGUUGGAUUGUUUGUUAUGUUUGCUCCCAUGCUCCUUGUUUUUCCUGCUGUGUUUGGGUCUGCGCUGGCCGGGGUUCUGCAGUUGGGUAAAUGUGGCUGUCAGGGCUGCAGGCUGGAAGCUGUGGGUCACAACGUGCCUGAUCCUGGAUCUGCCGCUGCCGCACAGCGACGAGGAGCUGAAGCCACCAGAGACGUCAUCAGGUCAGACCUCAGAUGGACCCAGGCUCAUCUGUAAACCCUCUGCACUGGCCAGGUACCUGCUGCAGCACUGUGGCUCGCUCACAAAGGCAAAACUGGCCURCUGGCCCUGGGGUGACCCYCACCUGCAGACGGUCUCCAGCCAAGUGUGUGGAGAACAUGCAGACAGCAUCCAGUUCACCAGAGAGCUCCUGCUGCUGAAGGACGGGGGGGUCGUGGCUCUGGACUGGGCRAACAGGARGUCGGAGGUGAAGAAGGAGCAGCAGUCAGGGAGGAAGGYGCUCGGGUGUUUCACCUCGACGCCCCCCGUCCUGCUCCUCAUCCCUCAGGCCUGGGGAGGGACGACCCCCCACCUGCGGCGGCUCAGCCAGCAGGCCGCGCGGCAGGGSUUCUCUGUGGUCGUGUUUCACCAUCGKGGCACAGCYGGGUCGCCCCUCACCACAGCAAGAAUCUGUGAGUUUGGAGACCCGGCGGAUCUGGAGCAGGCGGUGCUGUAUGUCCGCAGUCGGCACCCGUCCUCCGUGUUGGUUGCGGUGAGUGAAGGAUCGGGCUCCGCSGUCCUGCUGUCCUACUUGGGCGAGCGAGGUUCAAGCACCUGCCUAACAGCAGCUGCAGCCAUCUCACCUGUGUUGCUGGGGCAACGGUGGUUUGAAAGCGCCAUGCCGCCUCUUUACCGCUGGGGGGUGCUAUUUCACAGAAAAAUGCAGCUGRGCAGAUACGUCAGUGCGCUCAGAGGAAUCCUGGAUGUGGAUCGUGCCCUCAGAUCCUCCAGCCUCAGAGAUUUUGAAGAAGCUCUUUUCUGCUUUCCCACUGAGAAAGCUUCUCCAUCCACMGAGAGAAACCCUGCAUCUCCCUCCCUCAGGGGCCUAACGUCAGCAGCGGCCUGGGCACUGGGUGAAAGAGCCUACCCAGCAGCGGACUGGGAGAGCUACUGGGCGAGGAACGAACCUCUGAGAGAUGCAGAUGAGGUGGCGGUCCCAGUGCUCUGCAUCUGCAGCUCUGAUGAUCCUCUCCUCCCUCCAGCCUCCACKCUCCCGGUUUCCCUUUUCCAGAGCAACCCUUACUUCCUGCUGGCGCUAACGGACAGAGGAGGGCACUGCGGGUUCGCCCUGGACGCCGRGCAGCAGACGGAUGAAGGCAGGACAAGCAGUGAGGAUGAGGAUGAAGGUAUCUGGAGUCAUAUCGCAGUGCUGGAGUUCCUAAGAGUGGCGUCUGACUUCCUGAAAGAGGCGGAAAGGGAUUGGAAAAGCUGGAGAGGCCAACAGGAAGUGAACGGCGUCAGAGGCCAGAAGARCAAGAUGAACGCUGCAGCGAUGCCUCGUCGGAGGAGAGGCGCCAUGAUGAAGAGAUCCAGACCCCAGCCAGCAGGGCAGAGCGGCGUGGACGAUGUGGAUGGAGACCCUUUCACCUGGAAGAGGUCUUACACGCGAUAAGACAUUUUAUACGUCAGGUUUUCAAAACUAGGAUAAUAAAUUCUUGUCCAAAAAGGUCA